Messenger RNA from Ictalurus punctatus (channel catfish), 944 nucleotides. Its product is annotated as histone H2B-like. Lineage: Eukaryota; Metazoa; Chordata; Actinopteri; Siluriformes; Ictaluridae. Gene Ontology annotation, cellular component: nucleosome. The transcript has a single exon. Gene Ontology annotation, molecular function: DNA binding; structural constituent of chromatin; protein heterodimerization activity. Bases 12 to 386 code for a protein of 124 amino acids. The record is from RefSeq and is a predicted model, not a curated record.
CAAGCAGCAUCAUGCCCGAUCCAGCCAAGACCGCGCCCAAGAAGGGAUCAAAGAAAGCCGUGACCAAGACGGCCGGCAAAGGGGGCAAGAAGCGCAGAAAGUCCAGGAAGGAGAGCUACGCCAUCUACGUGUACAAGGUCCUGAAGCAAGUGCACCCUGAUACCGGCAUCUCAUCCAAGGCCAUGGGCAUCAUGAACUCCUUCGUGAAUGAUAUUUUUGAGCGCAUCGCCGGUGAGUCUUCUCGUCUGGCUCAUUACAACAAGCGUUCCACUAUCACCUCCAGGGAGAUCCAGACCGCCGUGCGCCUGUUGCUUCCCGGCGAGCUGGCCAAGCACGCCGUGUCCGAGGGCACAAAGGCCGUCACCAAGUACACCAGCUCCAAGUGAAGCGCGUUACCGCCGUCUUCAUCAACCCAACGGCUCUUUUAAGAGCCACCCACUUUUCAUACAAAGAGCAAUCUAUUUUCUUUCGCUUUCUCUCUUGCUCUGUGUGUGUGUGUGUGAGUGAGAGAGAGGGGGGGCACUUCUGAAGUGCUGCUCUCCCACGAAUGUUCAGGCUUUUGGGUAAUUCUAGCAGUCUGAUAAAUGCAGAGAUGAGUAAAUCUCAACAGGGUUGUAGCACGGUUUCUCGGGCUUGUAUAAUCUGAGCAAUGCAAAAUGGGGUUUUAGCAGCACAAAGUUAUUCAUAUUAAGACUAGCAACAGGAAGUAACUGAAAAUGGUAUUCUAGUAACACAUAGAAAUUCAAACUAAGGUUCUAGAAGCACGUAAAAGUUCUAAAUACUGUUGUAGUAACAUGUAGUCAUUCAAAACAGUGUUCCAGCAGCACGAAGUCAUUCAAAAGAAUGCUCUAGCAGCAUGGAAUACAACACACACACACACACACACACACACACACACACACACACACAAGGCAAUAGCGGAGUUGGGAUAAAGGGUCAGGGAG